AGUAGGAUUUUUUAGUUUUCGGCUCUCACAUUGGCAAGUGCACACAUAUUUUGGAGAUAGAAAUUCUAAAAAAUUACCCUAGUUUUUGAUCUACGCUGCGAAAAAGACCAAGAUACGAGAAUGUGCCCGAGGACUCGUUGGGGACGGAUCGAUCCCAGUGUGGAGGUCAACUUGGUGCACGGACCGUCGAGCAAGGUUAUCAAGCUUGACAACCAAACGCUGCCACGACGUGUCGAGCAGCAGCUCCUUCUAAUGGCCUCGCCGUCGCCGUUCCUCAAUUUUAUGAAUAAAUUUCGCUUGGACGAGAUCCUGAUUAACCAUCAGUACAAGGGCGUCUACAGCAUGCGCACCGCGGCCACCAUUACCGAGCUGGCCAUCUACACGUGGAACGUGAUGUCCAUCUCCGAUCGCCAGCCGUACAUCCGGUUGGCCCGGUUGGCGCAGCAGAUUCAGCAAUCGCGGAAGCUGCGCUUUCUGGGCCACAGCAGUCGGUCGGUGACCAAGAGGAAUCCACAAUGUCCCAUUGUUGUUUAGGACAGUCUUGGUUUUUGUUUAGUAGCAUACAAAAGUUUUGAAUAAACAUAAAUUCUUCCAUU
Drosophila melanogaster (fruit fly) is the source of this 596-nucleotide messenger RNA. RefSeq lists its product as uncharacterized. The record is from RefSeq and is marked reviewed. The transcript has a single exon. The coding region runs from base 121 to 534 and encodes 137 amino acids. NCBI's taxonomy places the organism in Eukaryota, Metazoa, Arthropoda, Insecta, Diptera, Drosophilidae.